This is a messenger RNA of Dermacentor silvarum, 763 nucleotides long. RefSeq lists its product as uncharacterized. The coding region runs from base 1 to 645 and encodes 214 amino acids. NCBI's taxonomy places the organism in Eukaryota, Metazoa, Arthropoda, Arachnida, Ixodida, Ixodidae. The record is from RefSeq and is a predicted model, not a curated record. The transcript has 2 exons.
AUGGCGGCCGCUGAGGACGAUCAAGAGCUGUCAAUUGUCCGCGUCGAGGAAGGCAGCGGCGAGUACAGCAGCGGCACGGAACCGCUGGAACCGCCGUCAGAGGAGACUACUCCACCCUCUGCGGUGGAAGACGACGCCCCCGAAAGCGACGGGGUGGCUUAUCCGUACGGCGCCUACCAGGUCCGUGAGAAGGAAGCCCGCUUCGUCCACAGUGUCGAGCUGCCGCAGAGUCACGGUGUCCUACCUGUCCUGCCCCCCGACGCCGAAUGGGAGUCGAACCAGCGCAGCAGCGAGGCCUUCCGAACCACUUCGCGAGACGGUGCGGCUUCCCAUCGGCGCUUGAAGGCGCGCGUGUUGGUCGUGUCGGCGGCGGUGACGUGCUCGCUGGCGGUGGCCGCCUAUCUUAUCUACCGGCAGCUGGUCGAGACGCCCCGACGUUUCGCCGAGAUGCGCGCCGACCAGACCGACUCCAUCAUUGCCGACUACACAGAACCCGCUCUGCCCACGUUCGGCGAUGAGCGGGACUCGGUGGAGGCAGCUGCCGGUGAAGGAGGACCAGGCCCCCUGCUUAACGUCACCUUCGACGACCUGCACCGGCUCGGGGCCUGGAGGAGAGCCUCGGGCCGCGGCAGCCGGGCCCGCUAGGGAGCUCCGGUGUCACUGCCUCGGCAGUGUCCCUGUACGUGCUCCCAUAGCCCUACGCCACGUAGGGCUAUGGGACUUUUAAAUCGGACACUGCAUCGUACCAACUACUUCGGUGCAA